Punica granatum (pomegranate) is the source of this 2861-nucleotide messenger RNA. NCBI's taxonomy places the organism in Eukaryota, Viridiplantae, Streptophyta, Magnoliopsida, Myrtales, Lythraceae. The record is from RefSeq and is a predicted model, not a curated record.
UUGUUCAGAUCUUCCAUCCUUCGUCGUCAUCUCCGUUUCAUUUUAGUGUUUUCUUGAAAACUUCGAGCUUGAUGGGUGAUGGUUUGAUGGGGAGCAACGGAGAUGGGGUGAAGAUGGGAUGGGAAUAUGAUAGAGAACAGAGGAAGAGUAGGAAUGGGUAUUGAACAGAAUGAAGAGAGGAUAGGCUAUAUGCUUAGGAAAAGAGAAGGAGAAGCUGCUGUGGGCUAUGAAGUUAUCGAGAGAAAAAAGAAAAAGACAUACCUCUAUGGAGUCUGAUGAUGGCGGGCAACAGGUGGUCCCAUUUCAGCUUCAAUUCGAUAGGCCGCUCCCUUCUCAAAUAAAGAUUGCAGAAUGGAACCCCGAGAAGGAUUUGCUCGCGAUGGUGUCGGAGGACUCGAAGGUAAUGCUUCACCGCUUCAACUGGCAGAGGCUGUGGACAAUCUCCCCUGGGAAAUCGGUAACAUCAAUAUGUUGGCGUCCUGAUGGGAAGGCCCUCGCUGUGGGGCUAGAAGAGGGAACUGUUUUGUUGCAUGAUGUUGAAAAUGGGAAACUGCUGAGGAGCUUGAAGUUCCACACUGCAGCAGUCGUAUGUCUUAAUUGGGAGGAGGACCUACAAUCACAAAAAAAUGGUUGUGAUAAUAAUUUAUCAUUUGAAGAUCGAACUCCUCAUUUCCUUCCUCCUGCUCCUAGAGCUCCUCGAAUGCCUGGACUAGUCUCUGGAGAUGCUGGCUUCACCGAUGAUGGUCAAGAUUCAUUUGUGGAGUUCUCAAAUUCCUCCCACCGACGAUUCAAUAUUCUCUGUAGUGGUGAUAGAGAUGGAACUCUACUCUUCAGUAUCUUUGGCAUUUUCCCUAUAGGAAAAAUCAAUAUACACUUGUGCAAAAUUCCUUACAUGGUCGAGGAUAGGCAAACCAGAUGCAAACUUCUGAACUCUUCCAUUGCCAAGGUUGCCUUGUCAAAGGAUCUUUGUCAUUUAACAGUCACGUGCUAUGGAGAACUCGUUGAAGACGAGACUGAGUUAGGAGAUGAACAAAUGGUUGGCCAUAAUAUGCAUGGGUUGCAUUGCUUAAUGCUUGACACCUCUAUUUUUCAAAAGAGGAAAAAUGAACUUCAUCAGGUUGCUCAGCAAGCUUCCAAUAUUGAAGAGUUAAAUGAGGUUGUUCGGGCUUCACUAUCAGUUAUGCAUAAGCAGUGGUCAGACGCAAUGAGCACGUUUCACGAGAAAUUCAAUUCUUUAUCCAACUUAAUUGUUGGUCAUGGACUUGAUUCGUCUCCACAAGAGGAAUUUCUUAGCCUUCUAGGAGGUGCUAGAACAAGUCCACCGGUCCAUCAGUUCCUUGUCAAUUCCCUUGGUGAAUCGGGCACGAAGCGGCUCUCCAAAGUUGUAUGUGGUGCUGGCAAAGAACUUCAGCUUGUAGUACUCAAUCAUCUACAGCCUGCUGCAGAAAUUAUUGCCUUUAGGAUGGGAGAGCUCAGGGGUCUUUCGAGGUGGCGUGCUCGGUAUCGGGGUAUUGGUUUGGAUGAGACCCUUAUUGACAGUGCAAUGGAAAAGGCUGGUAUGUUUCUUGUGCAAGUGGAUCGGUUCAUGAGAGUGCUCUCGUCUGUCGUACAGCUGUUUUCAAAUUUCUUCAGCUGGCUUCUCAAGUGUAUAAAGCUACUGAUGUCGGAAGCAAGUGAUCAGCCUCCAAUUUACAAUAGUGAACUUGUGAUUGUGUUCUUGAAAUUUUUGUAUGAUCAAGAUCCUGUUAAGCAACUGCUCGAAGCAUCUGAGGCUGAUCACUGCAUAGAAAUUGACCUAGAAACAACGCAAAGAAUCAAAGAGUUGAUUCAGUUUGGCGGAUUUUCAGAUGCUAAAUAUUUGCAGAGGACUUUAGCUAAGGAAUUCUUGCAGUUGGAGCUGAGUUUUAAGGAAGCUGUUGGGAUGCCCUUUUCUACGAUUUCAAAGAAGAUAGUAUGUGAAGAUUUAUUGCCGCUGUCCCCUCUUACCUCAGCCUUGCCUAGUCAUGUUCCUAUUUCAGUAUCAUACUACGAGGAUACCUCAAGCAUUAUUUCGUCUGGAGAGUCUGAGAGAAACUUGCUCAUCGAUUACAUUUCUUUCCAGAUACCUGAUGAGUCCUUGGAUAUUGGAAACUGUAUAGUCAUUUUGAGAGGCUUAAUGAAUGCUCCUGGCAGCAGGAGCAGGGGAGAAAACUCCCUUGAAGCUAUCUUAUUGUGCAUUCCUGACGGUUAUUAUUGUGUGGACCUUUCUCUGUAUAAGGAAAGUCAGAUUGUUCUGUUGCUGAACGAGAGGAGGGAUGCUUCUGAAAGCUCAGGAGAUGCCUGUCUUAUGAUUCUCCAAGCAACUGAGCUCGCUUUUUCACACAUUUCAAGAUCCUCCCGUCUAAAUGAUUGGGAAGUACUCCAACUGAAGGAUUCUGUUGUACGCCUAGAAAUGGCGAAUGAGAAGGCUCGUAGUAUUCCCCAUUCUGUGGUCUCUCCCUUGGCUGUUAGCGCAUCUCGAGGAGUCGCAUGUGUUUUUGCUGCCAAGAAGCGCGCCAUUGUCUAUAUAUUGGAUGAGGAUGAAGAAGAAGAAGCCUCUGAUGCUGAAUAAAUGCAACCGAGAUUUUGCUGAUAACGGAAAACAAAGUUUUGUUGCUCCGGCCAGGGGAAAUUUGCCUGGUUUGACAAAGUAAACCGUAUCUUCACCUUUGUAACUUAUAGACAUAGGAAAGGGCAGAGAAAUAGCAAGAAGCAAAGGAAUGGAAUUAGAGUUAUAGCCUUGUUAGAGUGGAUAUGCUGCGCGAUCAAAACGUGCUGCAGAGAUGGCCAAAGGACUUGAUAAUCUCUAAUAUAAAGAUCUCGGCUUCCUGCCUUUCAAAAUU